Messenger RNA from Pangasianodon hypophthalmus (striped catfish), 3561 nucleotides. It is a transcript of the gene pi15a, whose product is annotated as peptidase inhibitor 15a. The record is from RefSeq and is a predicted model, not a curated record. The transcript has 6 exons. Bases 364 to 1140 code for a protein of 258 amino acids. Lineage: Eukaryota; Metazoa; Chordata; Actinopteri; Siluriformes; Pangasiidae.
CUUCAGAAGCCCUGCAGUCUUUUUUUUUUUUUUUUUUUUGUGACAGUCACUGUGCUAUAAAAAGGCAGCAGCUCCUUGCUGAAAGCAGAGUCAUCUUGUCUUUUACAACAGGAGGAGUUUUACAGACACGCUGGCUUUUGGACACACACACACAUAUACACACACACACACACACACAGGGAUAAGGACCUGUUCCUCCAAACAAAGACACUCUUUCAUCAUUUUAGUCAAGGUCAGAAAGCUCUUUGGAUUUUGCAGAGAAUUUGUGAAAGUGCAGAGCCAAGUCAGUGAGCAUUUUCUGUCACUUCUCCAGCAGACAGAUCUUGAAGAAAGGAUUUCCUGAGCCAAAAAAUCCAGAAGGUCAUGAUGAAUGAGCACGGCUUGGCCAUCGAUUUGCUGCUCAUCUGCUUGUCUUGUGGAGCAGCAAGUGUACUUGCAGCAUUUAAUUCCACCAUCUCUGCUCCACCGUCCACCAGUUUCUCUGACAUUAACUCCAAAUAUCACAUGGACCAUGUAAACCUUCCAAAAAAUAGACGGAAGAGGUACAUUUCCCAAGACGACCGGCUGGCCAUUCUUGAUUACCACAAUAAAGUCAGAGGAAAUGUUUUCCCACCAGCUUCCAACAUGGAAUACAUGGUGUGGGAUGAAACCCUCGCUCAGAGAGCAGAAGAGUGGGCUUCCAUGUGUCUUUGGGAACACGGCCCUCGCAAUCUUCUCAGAUUCCUUGGGCAAAACCUUUCUGUACGAACUGGAAGGUACAGAUCCAUCCUGCAGCUGGUGAAGCCAUGGUACGAUGAAGUGAAAGAUUAUUCUUUCCCAUAUCCACGUGACUGCAAUCCCAGAUGCCCUCUUAAAUGCUAUGGGCCCAUGUGCACUCAUUACACACAAAUGGUUUGGGCCACGUCAAAUAAAGUUGGAUGUGCCAUCCAUACAUGUCACAAUAUGAAUGUCUGGGGCUCAGUGUGGAGGAGAGCAACGUAUUUGGUGUGUAACUAUUCAGGAAAGGGUAAUUGGAUCGGUGAAGCUCCCUAUAAAGUGGGCGUACCAUGCUCAAUGUGCCCUCCCAGCUACGGUGGCUCAUGCAGUAACAACAUGUGUGUUCCUGCUGUGAACUCUAACUACCUGCACUGGUUUAAAUAAACACACACACACACACACACACACUUUUUCUCUAGUCCCCUGGGAGGCUUUGCACAACAUUCCUGAUUUGUAUAUAUGGAUCUAUUUAAAAUAUAACCAUGUCUUCCAUUUCUUUUUUCCUUUCUUUUUUAUUUUUAAAUGACAAGUCCCUAAAUUAUUUUGUUAAUACAUAUGUAUACCAGGUACUGAAAUGGCAUAAAAAACACAAAGUAUUAUUUAGGGGUGGGAUAUACGGGAGAAAUAUCAUAUUACAAUACUUGACCAUGUUUCACAAUUAUAUGUAUCCUGAUAUUAUUUUUGCUGAGAUUAUAUUUGGAAUAUAUAACAGCAUAAUGUACUGAAGUUCAGUCAGUCACUUGCUAAUAUACACUUUUACAUUUACAGUGUGACAUUACUGUUUGUCAUUUCAGUUGGUGCAAAUAUGUUUCUACACACAGUUGGUCUACUGACUUAAUACCAUAUCACAAUACUCUUAGAAAAAAAAUGUAACAAAAUAUCUUCUUAUCAUCACAUCACCCACCUCUAGUGUUAUUCAUAAAUUACAAUUUUUUAAGGGGUUUAAGAUUCAACACAUCUUCAUUUUGCCCUUUUAUUUACAUCUCUGCAGUUACAAUUAUAAAUUAUAGACAGAUAUAAAUUAUAUACCGUAGAGCCAUAUUAGUCAGUCAGUUUUGUUUUAUAUUAUGUAAACUGGUUGUGUUAUUUUGGUUCAAUGUAAUAGUCUUGUGUUUUUGAACUUAGCACAACAGUUUGGCCAAAAAUGUAACACUUACUUAACUGAAGAACCCUAGGCCCUCAUCAUAUUGUGUAUACGGCCGAUUCACAACUUUCAAUGUUCAGGUCAAGAGAAUGCCAAUUCCAGUGUAGUGAGCUACAAAAUCACUUAUACGUUGUAUGUCAGAAUACACUAUAACACUUAAAAGCAAAUUACAUUUGAGUGAGGUUAAGGUUUACCAAAUUAUUGUCUGAACCCCAAAGUUUCAAAAAUGAUCCAAAAAUCACCUUUUUAAAUCACAUUGCUUCUUUACUUUGCUUAAUGAGUGUAUUAAUUACACACCUAUAAGUGCAAUCUGAUGUUUAAGUCCAACUGCCUUUGAGUUAAAACUAUUUAUCGGCUGAAGUAAACUGUAAAUAUGUUUUUGUAUAAUAGUUAUUAAAUAAUUUUGUUAACAUUUUGUUUGUUUUCAUCUUUUAUUAUUUAAGUGUAAAUUCUAUUGUGUUUUCACUGCCCAGCUAUAGCACUCCGACAUGAAUAAUUCUAAAAGUGAGUAAAAAGGGCAACAGUUUGUCCUGCAGAAGAUUUUUCCUUUAAUUCACACAAUUUAAAUCAAGACAGCAUUUGAAAUGAAAUUUACAUAAUUAUAUUUCACUGUUGAAUGAGAGUUGUCACAGUUUCAUGUGCACUGACUGCUUUUAAAUUUAAGUUGCAUUUAUCGUUUCCUGCCAAACUGCCCUGUCUUUUGUAUUUGUAUUUUGUACUUCUGAAUAAAGCCAGACUUUUGUCUUUGCUUAAACGUAUGACCUUGUUUCUUGUGUCAGUACUGAACAAAACCACACACUGCCUUUGUUUAUUACACGUUAAAUCCUUCUUCACAGCAGGGGGCAAAUCUGAGAGUAAUUACUGUAACAGAGAUGUACACUCAUGUACGUUGUCUUCUAGUCUCAUUUCCCGUUAAGCGUUGUAGUGUCUUUAUCAAAAACAGGACAACGGCUGCGUUAUAUUAAGUAAUCAUUGGCUUAUUUAGGCAAUUCUUUUAAAACAAAGCCUGUGUUCAGGAUACUGUGGAGGAUUUCUGCAUCUUCUGCUCUGUUUCCUUCUCUACUCUCAGGAUUUAUCAAUACUCAUGACCACCAAACACCUCUGACUAGGGGAAAUACUUUAAUUCUAAGGAUCUGAAAACCAGAGCGGAAAUAUAAAGCCAAAUGAAUAUGUUGGUAUAGACAGUAAUUCUUUGAAGACUUUCAUCUGCAUCUGAACAACAGCCAAACACAAACAGACCAUCAUACAGGCUGAAUUGGCAUCAUACAGGCUGAAUUAGCUUGCAAAUGUAAAAGGAAAUCUGUCCAUCAUGGGAAAGACAGGAAAAGGGCCCAGGGAAAAAGUUUGUGACUACUUAUUGUAUAUGACGUCUUUCACAAAACUUGACUGUAAUUUUCCUGUAAUUCAUGAAAGUCUGAGGUGGAGAAUGCAAGUCCUUUUAUUUAGGUCUUUUUUGAAGGAUUGUUGAGGUCUGUGUCAGUAAAAUCCAUCAAAAUCCUUCUCCCAAUUUGGUCAUAGCCUAUUUCCAUUUCCUCAGAGUACCAAUAGGUCAGUCAUCACCUUGUGACCAUGACCCCAUGUGAGUAGUCUAUAAAAGGGCCCUGAGUGACCUGACUGACUCAGUCAUACAACUAUGGUUGCAUAUAUAACCCUGUACUGCA